Messenger RNA from Trichomycterus rosablanca, 1319 nucleotides. RefSeq names its product timeless interacting protein (gene tipin). Bases 75 to 962 code for a protein of 295 amino acids. The transcript is spliced from 8 exons. The record is from RefSeq and is a predicted model, not a curated record. Gene Ontology annotation, molecular function: DNA binding. Lineage: Eukaryota; Metazoa; Chordata; Actinopteri; Siluriformes; Trichomycteridae. Gene Ontology annotation, biological process: DNA damage response; DNA replication checkpoint signaling; replication fork processing. Gene Ontology annotation, cellular component: replication fork protection complex; nucleus.
CUAAAAAAACCCGGGGAAAACAACAAGCUCAAACGGCUCUGUUCCAGUCUAUCGUCGAGAAGACUCCAUGAAAAAUGCAUGAUCCAUCAGAAAAUGGUCUGUUUGGAACUCCUAAUUAUGACAAUCUGGAGGAUGAGUCCUUUCCCCCUCUUCCACCACCUUUGUCCCCUGGAGAUGGAAAUUUUGAAGAGGACCCACUGGGCACUGGAGAUGGUGAGAUGUCCAAGUUACCUGAUGUUCCAGUUGCUAAAAGGAGAACAGUUAAAAGACCCCAGCCUAAACUUGACUCCAUGAGGCUGCUCUCUGAUCGAGGACUUCCAGCCUUACGGACGUUAUUUGCUGAUGUCAAAUUUAAGGGCAAAGGCCAUGAGGCUGAGGAUCUUAAGAUUCUAAUGCAGAAAAUGGAAAACUGGGCUCACAGACUCUAUCCAAAGCUACAGUUUGAGGACUUUAUUGACAGACUGGAGGUUCUAGGAGGCAAAAAAGAAGUACAAACGUGUCUAAAACGAAUACGUUUGGACAUGCCUCUGACACACGAGGAUUACGGUGGAAACAACGAACAUGCUGAAGCAGAAGGCCACAUGCAGGAAGACGAAAAUCCGUUUGGAGAUGGUUUCUCUGAAGAUCCAUUUAUCCAUUCCACUCCCGCCCCUGCAGCAGUAACUCUUACCGAGGAGCAGCAGCAACGGAUUGAACAUAACAAACAGAUAGCUCUGGAGAAAAGGCUGGCUCGACAAAAACAAAUGGAAUCAUCACAGUCAACUUUCCCGGAUGAUCUGGUUACCAGUCCUACAGCGCACAACCUCAGUCAGGAUGACCACACAGACCUAAAUCAAACCCCAGCAGAAACCGAGACACCGCUCAAACAGAAACCAGCCGUGUCUCAAAGCCCCCCUCUUAACGAAUCCGACAGAUCAGUUCCGCAGCUAACAAAUGGCAUCAUUGAUGAUGAUAGCGACUGAUCUGCCAAUCUUUUGUAUAUGCAGGUAAUUCAUUGGAGUCGGCACAAACUGCAGCUGAUAAACCAUGACGUUCUAUCUAAGCUCCAAAUGAACCAGGAGAACAGAUGGCUUCUACUGAAACAUAAACCAUUAACUACCUACUUUCAUACCUAUUAAAACAUUGACUACAGAUGUUUCAGACAGUUCAGCUCUAACAAAAUGUGCACAUGAGACUUCAUUCAAAGUGAUUUUAAGGCACACUGUGAAGGUUUAAGAUCAAUUCCAAUUUAAAGUUAUGUUGUUGCUACUUUUAGAUUGUCCUGGUAAAAACUGUAACUAACCGUUUUGUAAAGUUUUAUAUCUCAAAUUAAAUGAAGA